Molecule: messenger RNA, 3505 nt
Organism: Puntigrus tetrazona (Sumatra barb)
Lineage: Eukaryota; Metazoa; Chordata; Actinopteri; Cypriniformes; Cyprinidae
Product: mycbp associated protein
Exons: 18
Coding region: 83-2548 (821 amino acids)
Source: RefSeq, a predicted model, not a curated record
UAGAUCGCCGUAAACAGAGAUGGUCUCUAUCCGUGUAAACUUUAUAAACCCGUGUAAAUCGACGUGACUGAGGCCUGGCUUCAUGGCGAAUGUCGGGAAAUCAACCAGCAGGCUCAAUAAACGAGAAACGAGAUCUCCUUCAGAUAAGAAGCUGCUGAGAGGCCGCGAGGAGAUCUCAUCAUCAUCCUCAUGUGUGGGUGAGGAAGAUCACGGCCCCGCUCUGAACAGACACGACAUCCAGAGUCUGGCCAUCACAGCGCAGGACCUGGAGAGGCUGCGAGUCCCUAAACCUCCUUCUGAUUCCCCGAAGCCUGCAUCUAUGACCCGCGUUUACGUCCGUAAGACACGCCCCCCAGAUGAGGUCAGCAGAGCGGUUAGAGUCACUGUAGCGAGGCCCCUCCCACAAGACGUUGCCCCGCCCCAGCCGUUUGAAUAUGCAGGUCCUGGUGGACCACGGUUUGAUGCGCAGGGGAUGGUGCUGCCGCACAGCAUUGUGGGAAGCCUGGAGGAUUUCAGGACAGAGAUGCAGCUGCGAGGAGAGAUGGAGCUGGUUCAGCGCAUUCCUGACCGACAGGAAGUGCCCCUUCUGUGGGUGGAGGACGAGAAUGAUGACAAUAAAGCUGGAGUUUGUUCAGAAAUGGGGCGGAGCCAUCAGAGCCACGCCCUUCAGCACUGGGCCCAUCACAUGACGGAGAGACGCAGACAGCAGGACUUCAUCUCAUGGAUCCUGCAGAAGCCGGCGGGGUCUUUACUGAUGAACCGCUCCAGCACAUUCAGACGGGUUCAGGAGCAGAGGGAUCUGAUCAGCACAGCGCUGCCGGCUCUCGGCGCAGGACAUGGUCAUCGCGUGGGCAGUGAGUUCUGGAGCGUCCCGCAGCAUUACGGGGACGAGAUGAGCGGGAUCUCAGCCACGCUCACCCAGACCGAGAGAGGAAAGCGUCCCGGCGUCACACGCGUGUCUCAGCCGCUCAGCACUCGUCUGGAGUCAGGUAACGUGGCGUGCGAGGCGGCGAGCGGCGGCUGGGAUCAGAGUUUGUAUCUGCAGCAGCGUCUCCACGAGCUCAAGGACGUGCUGAGAGACUCCGGCCCUCCUGAGGCCGAGGCUCUGGAGGUGCUCGGGUCUGGUCUUCCCGUCUCUUCAGGCUCUCCUCUGCCGGACGAGGGAGAAGACGAGGACGGAGAGCGGAAGGAGGACCGGGCUCCUCUGGCGCUGUACGAGGACCUGCUGAGGGACGUGGAGCUGCGGCCCGCUCUCAGGGUUUGUGGAGAUCUGGCGCUCUGGACCGGCAGCACUUCCUCUCACCAGGGGCAGGAGGGCGUCUCUGUCAGGCUGAUGUUUGAGACGGUCACAGGACGGAGUGUGAGCGCUGAUCUGGAGUUAAAGAAUGAAGGAAGUACUGUGAUUUACUACAGCUGGGAGAGACUGACACCAACACACACACACACUCAGCACUUCUACUUCAACAACACCUCAGCGGUGAUUCUGCCCGGCAGCACUAAACACAUCAGCUUCGUCUUCAAGAGCGCGUCUGCGGGCAUCGUGAGCGAGUCCUGGCGUCUGAACACACACCCGGUGCUGAUGGGCGGAGCCUCGCUGCGGGUCACUCUGAGGGGCGUGGCUUUAGAGCGGGACAACGGCGCCCAGCAGAGAGCUGCACUGGAGGUGUGUGCGUGUGUGUGUGUGUGUGUGUCAUUUCAUCCAGUGAAAACACUGAAGGAUGCUGUGUGUGUGUGUGUGUGUGUGUGUGAGCAGAAGGAGCUGGAGCAGAAGGCGUGUGUGUCUCUGUGCAGUCAGAUGGUCAGGGAUCUGCUGAGAGGAGUUCAUACUCCAGAGCGGCCCAGUUCUCCUGCUGACCUCUACAUCACAGACGAGGAGCUGUUCAACACACUCAACCCUCACCUGCAGUACCGGCGCGAGCCUGUGGAGGCGCUGCGGGGCUUAUGGGAGCAGGUCAAGGGGUCACGAGGGACGCCGCCCUGGGAUCUGUCUCUGACCACACUCGGACAGGUGCUGUCGUCCGGGUCUGAGAGAGACAGCGAGAGCAGAGAGACGAGUCUGAACCGCUUUAACACGCUGAUCCUGGAGCUGCAGCGGCCGCAGAUACACAGCACACCUGUGACGGCUCGGGACGUCAGUGUGCAGUUAUGGAGGGAGCUGCUGGACGGUUUGGUGCGUGAGUCUGUGAGACUGAGACACUCGCUGGGCCUUCAGGAGAACAACGGCUGGACCGACACCUCCGAGCAGAAGGAGGACGAGCGGAGAGGAGGAGCGUCGCUGCUGCUGAAGGACGAGAGGAGACGAGCGAGUGUCAGAGAUCUGGAGGAGACCAGAGCAGUGCAGGAAGGCGGGAGCAUGAGGAAACAUGUGCCCGAGGAGAGGAAGACAGACUCCAGCUUUACUACGGAUCACACACACACACUACAGCACACAUACAGAGCGCUGCUGCACACACAGGUGUACGUGCUGAUGGAGCGGAUGGUGUAUUCUCUGUGUGAUUUUGUCGAUGACACUCAACACUCUCCUCAGCGUCUGUCUUCAUUUCUUUAGUAACACAGCGUCUAAAGUGUCGCAUGUCAGUAAACGAGAUGUUGAACCGUCGUCGCGUGAGCUUUAAACCUGUCCUUCUGAGACUGAACUGACUUUAUGAUUUAUGAGAUGAUCCGUGAGCUCCAGGUCCAAAUGUCUGAAGGCUGUUCGGUGAAUGGCUGUGUGUUUCUUCUAAAAUAAAUAUUAAAAUUGCUAACACUGUAGAAAAUUGCAGCAUCAUAUACAGUUGUGUGUAUUCCAUUGCUGACUGCAGUUAUACGCUGAGGAAAAAAAGCUAAAUAAAAGCUAAAAUUGCAACAACUUGCGUUACAUGUAAGAUUUAUGAGCAUUUUAAAAGGUAAAAAAAUGUACUUUUAAUUUCCUGGUAUCUGCUGUUUAUCUGUUUAACAUCCAAGAUGUAAGUGACUUAAAACUCAUGCAGGUUUUUGAGCAGGCUGUUUUGGGUCACCAUUGAAUCUUUGUCUAUGAAAGGACCCGAACAGACUCUUCUGAGCAUCUUACAGACUUUCACCUAACUCGCUCUGUCUCCUGCUUACAGAGUGUGUAUGUAGUGAAUGAGUUUAGCACAGUGCUGUAUCAGAGACAGAAAUACCGUCCAGUGUCCUGUAACUAAACAUCACAUUAUCAUGAUCGGGUUUACUGUCCCUUUAAAAAAGUAACAUCGUUCAGUGAUACAGUACCUUUGCACUCAAGCGGUAUUUAGUCAUGGAUUGAUAUUUUGCAUCGUCAGUGUGCUAGUUUAUGAUUAAUACAAUGUAUGUAGUUAGACUGAUAUGAGCAGAUAAACUAAAAUAUGUCGGCUUUGUUGAGAGACUCCGGCAGCGAUGCUGUUAAACGCUGAGUGCGCAGAGCAUCAGUCUCUCUCUGUCUCUCUCUCUCUCUGUCUCUCUCUCUCUCUGUCUCUGUCUCUCUCUCUCUCUCUCUCUCUCUGUCUCUCUCUCUCUCUCUCUCUGUCUC